Neoarthrinium moseri is the source of this 705-nucleotide messenger RNA. RefSeq lists its product as uncharacterized. Gene Ontology annotation, molecular function: peptidyl-prolyl cis-trans isomerase activity. The record is from RefSeq and is a predicted model, not a curated record. Gene Ontology annotation, biological process: protein folding; protein peptidyl-prolyl isomerization. Lineage: Eukaryota; Fungi; Ascomycota; Sordariomycetes; Amphisphaeriales; Apiosporaceae. The coding region runs from base 1 to 705 and encodes 234 amino acids. The transcript is spliced from 5 exons.
AUGAGCUCCAAGACCUUCCGACCCCUCCUCGACUUCUCUCCCCGCCUCUGCUCGAGAGUUGUUUCACCAUCUUCAUCUUCCCUCCGACCCAGUCUCUUCGCAAAGUCCAACUUUGUCUCUUCUUCACCUACCAUCAGAUACUUCUCUGCAUCAUCCGCCAAAAUGACCAAAGUCUGGUUCAAGGUUGAGUGGGAGGGCCCCGUCCUCGACGCCAACAACAAGCCCACUGGCACCGUCAAGGCCCAGAGCGGUACCAUCAACUUCAAGCUCUACUCCGAUGUCGUCCCCAAGACCGCUGAGAACUUCCGCGCUCUCUGCACUGGCGAGAAGGGCUUCGGCUACAAGGGCUCUUCCUUCCACCGUAUCAUCCCCGAGUUCAUGCUCCAGGGUGGUGACUUCACCCGUGGCAACGGCACUGGUGGCAAGUCCAUCUACGGCGAGAAGUUCGCCGAUGAGAACUUCCAGCUGAAGCACGACAAGCCCGGCUUGCUCUCCAUGGCCAACGCCGGCCCCAACACCAACGGCUCCCAGUUCUUUGUCACCACCGUUGUCACCUCGUGGCUUAACGGCCGCCACGUCGUCUUCGGCGAGGUCGCUGACCAGGAGGGCCUGAACAUUGUCAAGGCUCUUGAGGCCACCGGCUCCCAGAGCGGUGCCGUCAAGUACAGCAAGCGCCCCACCAUCGUCGACUGUGGUGAGGCGUAA